ACGGAGACAGCUGAUUGGCUGCUGACUCUGCAGCAGCGCGAGCGCAGGUGCCAGACUAGGUCAGUCUUUGUGGCAGAGACCGAGUCCCGGUCCUCAGUCUCUGCUCAGGUAUGAGCCACCAGCCCCGGGUCUGACACAGCCAGGACACAACCCAGGACCAGCGGAGGACAGGUGGGGAGGGUUCACGUGCGUUUGUUUUCCCGCGUCGCGUGCAGCUGUUGUGGAUGAGUCUGAGCCGGAGCGUGCACGAUGCUGAGCGCGUUUAAGAUGGAGGGACACGAGCAUCCGGACUGGAGCAGCGGCGGCGGGUACUACGGAGAGACCGAGUGUUACACAAACAUGAACAUGAGCAGCUACAUGAACGCGCCUGGCAUGACGGGCUCGGGCCACAUGAACGCGCCUUACGUGAACCCGGUCGGGGUCAGCAGCCACUCCUCGGUGCCCGGCGGGAUGUCGCAGAGCCCCGGGGCCGGGGCCGGGAUGACUCCGGGCCUGGGCGCCAUCAGCCCGCCUCCGCCGCCGCCGCCGCCGUACGGGACCGUGCCGGUGAUGAGCCCGGUGUACGGUCAGCCCUGCGGCAUCAAACCCAAACCGUACCGGCGCAGCUACACGCACGCCAAGCCGCCGUACUCCUACAUCUCCCUGAUCACCAUGGCGAUCCAGCAGUCCGGGACCAAGAUGCUGACUCUAAACGAGAUCUACCAGUGGAUCAUGGAUCUGUUCCCGUUUUACCGGCAGAACCAGCAGCGGUGGCAGAACUCCAUCCGGCACUCGCUCUCCUUUAACGACUGCUUCAUCAAGGUCCCGCGCUCACCGGACAAACCGGGGAAAGGCUCCUUCUGGGCCCUGCACCCGGACUCGGGGAACAUGUUUGAGAACGGCUGCUACCUGCGGCGGCAGAAGCGCUUCAAGUGCGCGGGGAAGAAGCCCGGUACCGGAGAGAAGGAGGCGGCGGGGAAGCCUCCGCGCGGCUCGGAGGGCGGCUCCGGCUCAGACUCCCCGCACUCCUCCUCCUCCUCCUCCUCUCCGGCCUCAGAGGUGAAGGGGGCCGGGGUGGACCUGAACCUGAACCUGAAACCACACCUUCAGUCCAGCCCGGUGCGCGUGCCCUCUCCGCUCACGCACACCCAGCACCUGUUCUCCCACCACCACCACCACCCGCUGCUGCUGCACGACCACCUGAAGCCAGACCACUACCCGCACCCGCACCCGCACUACUCCUUCAACCACCCGUUCUCCAUCAACAACCUCAUGUCCGAGCCGCAGCACCACAGGCUCGAGCCCGUGGUGCAGUACGGAGGCUACGGCUGCCCGGUGCCCGCCGGGACCCUGGUGGCCGCCAAAACCGGCCUGGAUCCGGCUCACACCGACACCAACUACUACCACGGCGUGUACGGCAGGCCCAUCAUGAACUCCACAUGAAAGAAAUCUGACUUUUUUUUUUUUCUUUUUUUUUUUUUUUUGGGAGUAAAAAGCGAGAAAAAAAAUUUAUGUUUUUGUCCGAGGCCUGAAGAUCUGUUUUCCCACAAUCCACCAGUCAUUUGUGUGUUUAUAUGUGUAACAGAUAAAAAUCUUUAUAUGGAAAACUUCAUGUUUUUAUUGGUUUUAUUUAAUUUGUCCCAGUUUUCCUCUAAACCUGGACUCAGUGUAGUCUGUUGGUUAAAAGUAUUUUCUUAAAAUAAAUGUCGUUUUUCUGCAGAAAAUAAAAGUUAUUAAGUGUCUGUAAAGUGUCUGGCUGCCGAAAGAAAGAAAGAAACAAGAAAACAACAAAUAAGCAAUUAAAAAAAACAAUUAGUAAACAAAUAAAUUGAAUAUAAACGAAUGAACAAACAAAUCCAAUUUAAAAAUGACUAAAAAAUCAAGUCAAAUUUUAUAUAAAAUGGUACAUUUUUACAUAAUUGUUUGCAACAGUGGGAAAUGAAAUUAUAACAAAUAAAGUUAAAAUCUACUGAUA
This is a messenger RNA of Lates calcarifer (barramundi perch), 1954 nucleotides long. RefSeq names its product hepatocyte nuclear factor 3-beta. Gene Ontology annotation, molecular function: transcription factor binding; DNA-binding transcription factor activity, RNA polymerase II-specific; protein domain specific binding. The record is from RefSeq and is a predicted model, not a curated record. The transcript has 2 exons. Gene Ontology annotation, biological process: cell differentiation; regulation of transcription by RNA polymerase II; anatomical structure morphogenesis. Bases 250 to 1422 code for a protein of 390 amino acids. Lineage: Eukaryota; Metazoa; Chordata; Actinopteri; Centropomidae.